Messenger RNA from Scleropages formosus (Asian bonytongue), 2073 nucleotides. RefSeq names its product mucin-2-like. Bases 91 to 1848 code for a protein of 585 amino acids. The transcript has 5 exons. The record is from RefSeq and is a predicted model, not a curated record. Lineage: Eukaryota; Metazoa; Chordata; Actinopteri; Osteoglossiformes; Osteoglossidae.
UGUUGCGCACUGACAGGUGUCCUGACUGUACAGUGCUCUCAGUUUUACUGUGGUAAACAGGGUGGGGCACUGUAGCCAUUUACUGUUAGUAUGAAAAGGCAACUCCACCCCAGGGGAGAAAUAAAUUGUGAGCCUCCUUCCUUGUUCAGCAAAAAGGGAGACAGACACCUUCUCUCUUUGACUCAGGAAAUUCAGCACCAGCUCACAUAUUACAAAGUGACCAAAAUGUUAUUUUUUCUCUUGUUUGCUGGAUGUUUCUGUCUGUCUUCGGGACAAUCAGUUGCCCCGGACCCCUCCACAACUGCCCUGGACCCCUCCACAGUUGCCCCAGACCCCUCCACAACUACCACAGUUGGCCCAGACACCUUGACAACUACUCCAGAGCCCUCCACAACUGCUCCGGUGCCCUCCACACCUACCACAGUUGGCCCAGACACCUUGACAACUACUCCAGAGCCCUCCACAACUGCCCCGGUGCCUUCCACAACUGCCCCGGUGCCCUCCACACCUACCACAGUUGGCCCAGACACCUUGACAACUACUCCAGAGCCCUCCACAACUGCCCCGGUGCCCUCCACAACUGCCCCGGUGCCCUCCACACCUACCACAGUUGGCCCAGACACCUUGACAACUACUCCAGAGCCCUCCACAACUGCCCCGGUGCCCUCCACAACUGCCCCGGUGCCCUCCACACCUACCACAGUUGGCCCAGACACCUUGACAACUACUCCAGAGCCCUCCACAACUGCCCCGGUGCCCUCCACAACUGCCCCGGUGCCCUCCACACCUACCACAGUUGGCCCAGACACCUUGACAACUACUCCAGAGCCCUCCACAACUGCCCCGGUGCCCUCCACAACUGCCCCGGUGCCCUCCACACCUACCACAGUUGGCCCAGACACCUUGACAACUACUCCAGAGCCCUCCACAACUGCCCCGGUGCCCUCCACAACUGCCCCGGUGCCCUCCACACCUACCACAGUUGGCCCAGACACCUUGACAACUACUCCAGAGCCCUCCACAACUGCCCCGGUGCCUUCCACAACUGCCCCGGUGCCCUCCACACCUACCACAGUUGGCCCAGACACCUUGACAACUACUCCAGAGCCCUCCACAACUGCCCCGGUGCCCUCCACACCUACCACAGUUGGCCCAGACACCUUGACAACUACUCCAGAGCCCUCCACAACUGCCCCGGUGCCCUCCACACCUACCACAGUUGGCCCAGACACCUUGACAACUACUCCAGAGCCCUCCACAACUGCCCCGGUGCCCUCCACACCUACCACAGUUGGCCCAGACACCUUGACAACUACUCCAGAGCCCUCCACAACUGCCCCGGUGCCCUCCACACCUACCACAGUUGGCCCAGACACCUUGACAACUACUCCAGAGCCCUCCACAACUGCCCCGGUGCCCUCCACAACUGCCCCGGUGCCCUCCACACCUACCACAGUUGGCCCAGACACCUUGACAACUACUCCAGAGCCCUCCACAACUGCCCCGGAGCCCUCCACAACUGCCCCACACCCCUCCACACCUACCACAGUUGGCCCAGACACCUUGACAACUACUCCGAACGCCUUCACGCCAACAGGCCCCCCAUCUAGCCAGGUUGUGACAGGUUCUCCAGAUGCCACCAACACCACCACAACUCCCGCUACUGUUUCUGCCCCGUACGUGCUGACAGUUGAAGCUUCGAUCAUGAGCCUCGUUCUCCUCGAGCAGAACUCCGUCCAAGUCUUUCUGAAUGACGUGAACUCAGUGCUCCAGAAUUACCUGAACAGCCCUGUAAGCGUGAGAGUGAAAACCAUCCAAAACAAAACUUCUGCACGUUCCACUAGAUAGUCCAGAAAUAUAUCGCACUGCAAUUGUGCCACAGUCCUUUUCUUGCAAAUAAUUUGUAUGCAACUAUGUAGCCCAUGUCACGUGUCGUGUUUAUGUUGUUGGGGUUGUGCUUAAACUGCACAGUGCGAUAUGACAAUACUGUCUUCAUAUCUGGAUGUAGAUGAACAAAAGGGAAAACACACACACACACACACACACUUUCAGAACCGCUUGUCCCAUACGGGG